This is a messenger RNA of Silurus meridionalis, 4666 nucleotides long. It is a transcript of the gene c2cd2l, whose product is annotated as c2cd2 like. Gene Ontology annotation, molecular function: phosphatidylinositol binding; phosphatidylinositol transfer activity. The transcript is spliced from 16 exons. Gene Ontology annotation, cellular component: cytoplasmic side of apical plasma membrane. NCBI's taxonomy places the organism in Eukaryota, Metazoa, Chordata, Actinopteri, Siluriformes, Siluridae. Gene Ontology annotation, biological process: positive regulation of insulin secretion involved in cellular response to glucose stimulus. The coding region runs from base 584 to 2704 and encodes 706 amino acids. The record is from RefSeq and is a predicted model, not a curated record.
AGAGGUAGGCCAAGGAGGAGGUUUAUGGAUGUGGUGAGGGAAGACACGCUAAUUGAUUUGAAAGAAGCAGGUGUAGAGGACAGAGGGGUAUGGAGACGAAUUAUCCACUGUGUCGACCCCUAACGGGAGCAGCUGAAAGAAGAAGAAGAAAAAUAAGACAUUUUAAGAAGACUUCCGCCCUUUCUAAUAUGGCGGACGCCUUGCCGCUUUUACCACUGUGUAGUCAACGGACGAGCUGUGAAUGGUUGAGCUCAUGUGGGCGGAGCUUUAGCAAAGCGGAGCAGAGCGCAGAGCAACGCACCACAGCGCACCACAGCGAGCCUUCAGCAGCUUUCCGCGGCACUUUCCUCCUCAUCAUCUGCGCUCGUCUUCGCCUUCACCAGCGUCAAGAUAAGCGGCUAGCCGCAGGAAGCUAGCUGUCAGUGACGAUCAUCAUCGCCUCGGUUUAGUCUCACAGCAAAGCGUCCAGUUUGAGCGCCGGAAGAAAGAAGACGGAAAAGAAAGAAAAAGAAACACGGCUCCCACGUUGAUGAAUCAGAUUUUCCAGCCCAUGUCGAAAAUGGGACCGAAGUGAUCAGGGGAGAUGAUGGACUUGAAGAACGUAAGCUGGCCGAUCCUGGUGGCGCUUUUCUGCGUCUCCCUCCUGGUUGUGCUCACAUGGCUCGUUCAGUUCUCACAAGUUCUGCUGAGGUCCAGAAAAGGCCUCAAAGCUAUGCGGAGCAGAGAGACGCCAUGGCAGCUGCCCCUACGCCUCACCCACCACACUUUGACCGGAGGAGUGUGGGGUUUGCUGCUCAGGUACCGACUGGGCCGAGGUGACUCUGAGGCCGGAGUUAAGGGCCUCCUGUCGUCACUUUUCACGUUCAGGUCGUUCAGAGAGCACUGGCAGCGUGCGUGGGUGAGAGCGCUGAAUGAGCAAGCCUGCCGGCAAGGGAGCUCAAUUCAAAUCACCUUCGAUGAUGGUCUUCAGCACCCGGUAUCUGCAUCCAUCGAUCAUGUGACCUGCACAGACCAGUCAGCACACAGCAUGGUUCUGCAGUGCAAAUGUUCGGUUGACACAGUAACAUUCCCUGUUACCGUCACUCAGCAGUCACCUGCAGCCGUCUCCAUGGAUACAUACCAGGUUUCCAUGAAGCCCAUACAGGCCCAGUUGCAGGUCUGCUUGGAGGAGGUGGAGCAAGAAGGACUCCUGGUGUCCUGGAUGUUUUCCCAGCAGCCUCUGCUAUCCUUAACCGUGACACCACGGCAGAGAGUCCAGCGAGAGGAUUCAGAGGCAGAAGUGGAUGUGGAUAUGAUAGUGAAGCUGGUGGAGGAUACACUGUACGCCACACAGCCUGCAAUGAUCCUCAACCUGAGAGCGUGUGUCUCCAGUCCUGCUUUUCCCAGAGAAAAACAGGAAGGUAGUCAAAACUCUCCGCAGCAGAGCAGUGCUAUGAAACGCCUUCUGGUUCGCCAACUCAAAGUCACCAGGAUCAAAAAAGAUUCGCAUGAUCAUGUUGGGGAGCUGUGCUGCGUCCUGAGUCUGGACAUCCCAGUGCUGGAGAAGAGAACCCGUUUCCUCACACCUUCCUCCAGCCCCAAAGCCACACUAGACUGGGGGGAGGACCUUACACUGGAUUUGCAACCAGAAACCAAAGAACUCAAAGUUAGACUAGUGGAACGCAAUAGCAAAGGAGAACGAUCCUUGCCAGGCCAUGCUUGCUUAUCCCUGGAUAUUCCUAAGAGGAGUCCCAGUGGACAGCAAAGGCUUUCCAUAACACCGGGUCACGGUCUGACACCGACAGCUACAGUCACAUUGGAGGUCAUGUAUGUGGAGUUAAAUGACGUACGUGGAUGUCAUAACGCCACCCCGCUCCGCUCCUCGCUCACGCCGUCCAAAAAAGUGGAUGUGGACCGUACGAUCAUGCCUGACGGCACUAUUGUCACCACCGUCACCACCAUCCAGUCACGGCCGAAACUGGACCGCAGACUAGGAGAUUCCCCCUCCAAAUCUCCAUCUAAGGUGGAGGUUACGGAGAAAAGGCCGACAGUGCUGACAGAGAGCUUCCAGACCCGAGCCAGCAUCAGCCCCACGGCUAACAGAAGUCCCAUCUCAAAUGGACUGGAUCCUGUAGCAGAGACAGCGAUCAGGCAGCUGACCGAGUCAGCCAGUAAGGCGGCAAAGAAAACGCCCACUAAACGCAGCACGCUUAUCAUCUCUGGAGUGUCAAAGGUUCCCAUUACAGAGGACGACUCUGCACUUUCAGUGGGUUAUGCCGCAGCCAUGGACGCUGCCCUGCAGGGGGAAAAUUCUCCUGCAGGGAACCACAACCAUCACGGAGCUGCUGCACACCAGGACGUCGAUGAGACCACACCGUCUGAUGCAUCUGAGCGGCCGUCUGUGGACGACGUGGAGUCAGAGACAGGAUCGACUGGAGCACUCGAGACACGCAGCCUCAAAGAUCAUAAAGUGGGCUUCCUUCGGAGUGGCACAAAGCUCUUGUUCCGCAGGAGACAUCGGGAGAAGAACUCGAGCUUCAGCCAGUCCCACGAGGACGUCACCAACCUGGACAACGACCCGUCCACGGCUUCCUGCUCCUCCAGUGGGCGCAAGAAAUCCGGAAGCUUCUCCCGCCGCCUGAUCAAACGCUUCUCCUUCCGCUCAUCUAAAAGCAAGGGCAAAAGCAGUUCAACAAACGGAGGCGCCAGUGCGCUCGACAACUGAAUCACACAGGGAAAGAGGAAAGACAUGGUGCAGGCGCCAGUCAAAAGACGUUUGAAGGAGUCGUGUAGACGAAAAUAAGUCGGUGAUCUGUGGUGUUCGUUUUCUUUUGUGAGACUGUGUCUUUGUUAGAUGCAAAUUUUGACAGAUGGCUCAGGCUGAAAUCUCAGAUAUGGGAAAGACAAAGGGGUUGUGAACUUCUUAAAGACUUUUCAUUGUCUAAACUGUUUAUUUAAUAAAAUACUUUAAAUGGCUGCUUCUAUGGAUAAUUAGGAAGGACCACAGAAGGAGAGUGAAAUGCUGUUCCAUUUGUUCAGCACAAGGGGGCGAUGUGAAUCAAUCCUCAUCAAAGCUUCCCAUCUUAUGUUGCUAUGUGGUUUUUUUUAAUUAUUUAAUUUCCAUCGGCUGCACUUUGGGACUUUAUCAGAUUGUUUACAGCGCCGGUGAGCGUUUUAUCAUUUUGUGUUUUGUAAGGUCAUAACACUAAAUUAUUUCUCCUUACCAAACUGGAAGUUUCUCUUAUAUUACAUAUGGUGCAACUUGUACUGUGUGACCAGUUGUUUUUGCUGUAGUUAAUGGCAAUUUAGAUAUUAAGCUCUGUUUUUUUCCAAUAGUGGUACUUAUUUUUCUUUUCAUUGUGGCACAGUCUUAUUUUAUAAUAUUUAUUUGUGAUCAAAAAAAAUAUAUCUUAAGGUUAUGUUGGAAGGGAAUUUUACUUGUAAGCUAGGACACGGGUGAUGGAGAUAAACUAAGUAACGUGAUCUAUGUUUCAUUUUAAAUUAUAUUUACUUACAUUUUCAGUACAAAUAUUUCAGGGUUCAUGCAUAUGAAAGAAAAAAAACCUCAGGGGACAAUAUUAACGGUUUGCGCAAAUCUUUUUUUUUGUUGACUUUUCAGCACCCAGAAACUUUAAUUUACAUAUCUCAUCUUUACUGGCAAUAUCCCCCCUUCCCAGCAUGGAUAGCGUAGAGAUCCAGGCCUACUCGUGUGCAAAUAGUGUUGUUUAAAUGAGAAUGCUUUAAUGUAUAAGUAAUGUUUCAGUAAUGUUUCGGACAUUUCCCAGUUAUCAUUUAAAUAAGCUUUACACUUCAGAUGUCAGACUCAGAUCAUCUAAAAAAGAGAUUCGAUUAUACAUAUCAUUUGUCCCACUUAGUAGACUGAAGUAGAUCUUGUCCUGUUUUUGCUCUUUUUCGAUGCUCUUCGACUUCAGAUGCACACAUUCUAUUGCAUGGCCAUGCUCGUACGAGCUUUUUCAUUAGUAAUGUUUGAAACUAGAGGUGCCCAAAACUUUUACCUAUGAAGGGCCAAAAAUCUAACUUGAUUGAGGGCCAUGGGCAAAAUUAAAUGUUGCAUUGUACUAAGCAUUAUAUUAAAAUUAAAGCUGCUAUGGUUACUCACAUUCAUGGUUUUAUAAUAUUAAAUAAAUAGGUAAUCUGCUUAACAGGUUAAUUACUACACAUUGUAAUCUGCAGCUUAAUUUCCAGAUUUCUAGUUCAGUGAAACUUCUAGAAUAAUAAAAAACAGUCUAAUACAUUGUAUAAUAACGUUUAAAAUCUAAUAAAGCAAUUCAGUGAUCUAGCAAGAGACAUAAAGCUGGUCCUUAUUUCUCACAAGUUUUUCCAAAUAGAAUGUUCUUCCUCUUUGCCCUCUCUUCUCGUAUAUAUGGCAAUGCAGGCCAAAACAAAGGGGUCAGUUUUUGCCUGUGGGAUAAAAGUUUGGUCAUUUCUGUUUUAAAGGAAUCAUGCAGUGCAUACAGGAUGUGUGUUUUCUUACUUUGGGUUCUUCUCUGCUAAAGAUGUGAAGUAAAACAGAAAUCCUCAUACUAACACUAACCUUAAAGACCCAGAUGUUUUUUCUUUCCUCAAUGAAGAGAUAAAGGUCCCCUCAGAUAGCUGGAGCUUUAUAUAACCAUGUGGCAUCUUCAAUACUUAAUGUAUUUGAAAUAAAUUAUUUUUUGAAAAUGCA